CAUCUAGACUCGGAUAACUGGAACUUGCGCCAGGACUUGAACGAUGUCGAACAGACGAGACAGAGCCUGCUGGCCAGGCUCAGGGAGCAAGAGAAGCAGUGUGACCAACUGGACAAGCAGAACCAAGAGAUCCGGCAGGAGAACCUCAAGCUCAGGAGUAGG
Molecule: messenger RNA, 162 nt
Organism: Candidula unifasciata
Lineage: Eukaryota; Metazoa; Mollusca; Gastropoda; Stylommatophora; Geomitridae
Source: the annotation of a GenBank genome assembly